AUGUCUAGCCCUGGAGACGGGACAAUCUCGGACUCUCCACGAGGGCGCUCUGAGCCGUCCGUACCCUCACCUUCUUCCGAAGACUUGCACUCUCGUUCCUCUGAGGAUGACAGCUCUGUUUCGCGGAGGUGGGAGCCUUGGCAACUCGACUUUCCUGAUAGGAUGUUGAGAUACUCGGUUCCUGGAGACUCUGAGGAAUCCGAAGAUGAUAGCAGCACGGCGAACUUCGACCCUGCUUUGAACAAGCACCUGCUUGCAUCCGCUUCGCCAUCGGAUAAGGUUCUUUUGCCUUUUUUGUGCAUGUCAGAUGGGAAUCGUAUCUUCGAUCUUCUCGCGAGUGCUGUCUACCAGCGAUCCGCUUGCGGUAUCAAAGGACCCCUCAUCGGGCUAACGUUCGAUCAUGGCGCUCCUACAGUUCAACUUGCUAUUGCUUGGCUAGAGGACUAUGAUACGCUGGAUGGAUCCCUGCCUCCCGUACACGUUGCGUUCGAAGAUCCCUGUGGGCUCCCUCCGUCGCUCACUCUCUUCAAUCUCUGCGAUCCUACUGGUGCUUUACGCCUGGCGUCAUUCCUCAUGUCUUUGCCGGACAUUACUGAAUACCCGCAGCAUCACGUGUCGGACAAAUUAGAAGCUCCGGAAUUCGAUCUUCUUGCCUGGCGUUCCGAUUGUAGUCUGGAACAGGAAAACAGUAGUGACCCUGCAGCUUUCAUAGCGGGAGUAACGCGAUGGGCUGAUAACGUGGCGGAGGCCCUGCAGUCUUCGGACGACCACUGUCUCACUGCUGAGCAGACAAUGACGAAGAAGAGCGCCGGUUCAAAAGGGCCCUCGCUGUCCUCGAUAAAGGAGGGGCAACCUCCGCAAGAUGACUCGACAGGCCCCGGGUUACAGGCUAAGGAUCAAUCACGGCGCCGUACCUGCUCAAGUUUUGCAAGGGGUCGCAAAGAAGAAUGGGGCACAUAUUGUGAUGCACACGUAUCACUAUGGAUGGCCGACAGAUCAGCUAUAUUAUCGGGCCUCUUUAGCGCGACUAUGAAUGAUGCGGUUGAGCGGUACGAAGACUGCGCUGCAUUUCGAUGGCCCACUCAAUGGGAUAUCCUUGGUAACAUGCCCCCCGUAAAUCCUUUCGUUGAAGAUCUCAAAGAGGAGCUUUUCCGCGCCGUUCAAGCCAGACAGGCGCACGUUGCAGCUAACCUGGCGCCUCCGGCCCUGGGCAUCACUUCGGAAGAGAUGUAUAACAAGCUCUCAUCUGAGCUCUCGACAAUCCUGGACGUUUGUCGAUUUCUGCGCGCAAGUGAAAAGAACGCCUCAGUGGCUCCAAUCACCUAUGAAAUUGCGGCGCGAUCAGAUUGGGAUCGUCUUGUGAAAGCUUUCAUGAAUCGACCAUCUGAUGGUGUUUUCCCGCUGCCUGAACGACUUCUGCGUUUUCCCAAGAACACCUUUGCUGAGAACAAUUUUGGCGUGGAAUUCAAGUCUAUGAUUCGUGACCAGUUACUGCACCUCGCUAGCCCGUUCCUAGAGGCCUUGCACGCCAACGCCGAUGACGACCUCCGUCGCAAGCACUGGAGAAGUUAUGAUGGUCGCAGAUCUGCGCUAUACAGCAGUUGGGAUGACAUGACCCGUGACGCAAGUAUUCGGCGAAGUCUAGAAGAACCCAUCCGCGGAAGAUGCGACAACACAUGUGGUCUCAUAUGUCCAGACUUCUACCCCCCGAAGAAGGGGAAGCUCCGUAAAGGCCACCGCUUGGUCGUCCAGACUGAUCCGCCUUUGGUGGAUGGACAGACAGGUAGUUCAAAGGUCACCCACUCAAGUACGCCUAGCACACUCGCCCCGCCUGUGCGCGAUAUAAAAGACUCAAGUAUCUUUGGGAGCGGGCGAAAUCAGACAAAGUUUUUGCUGCCACCCUCUUCGAAUGCUCAAUCGGCCCCCAAGCAACCAGCGACUGAUGGUCCGGCACCUAGCCAGCCAUCUCCUGCCUCCAGGGAGCCCGAAACCCCGUCGCCUUACAGCAUGGACGAACUCGAAGCGGACCUCGACGCGAUGGACAUAGGUUCCGAACUCGAUGAGGAGGAAGAUGACUUGAGCAAUGAGCCCCAGAAGAGUAAUAGAGUCAAGCGGGAUUCACGAAGCCUCUUUGCCCCUAUUCUUCUCGUCGAGUACAAGAAAACAGAUGACAAGGGCCUGCACACUGCCGAAGGUGUGAAGCAAUCACGCAUGUAUACCGUGGCAGCAUCCAAAUUCCUCGCGAACCUCGGGAUUUACGAUUUCCCUGUAUUCGGGCUUGUUACCGACGGGACACUCGGCGCCGUCUCCUGUACGUACACCACCGACGCGGAUACAUCACGCGGAGGUUCAAAGAGUAGCUACAAGGAUAACGUCUCUGUGGAAUUCACGUACGUCGCGGAGGCGGACGCGCAUGUGUUCGACAUCUCCACUCCCCUGGGUGCCUUCCAUUUCUCCACAUUCCUCUGCAUGCUAGCCGAGGUACAUGCGCGAACGCUGAAUGAGAAGCUCGCGGAUGUCAAAGAGCGGCUGGAGGCUAUGUGUCGUGACGAUGAUCCAAGGUUGGUCUGGAAUGCCGAACAGGUUCGCCUGGCUGCUCAGAAGGAGAAGGCCGAUUCGUCACGUUCCGGAGACGGUGCCUAG
Gloeophyllum trabeum ATCC 11539 is the source of this 2643-nucleotide messenger RNA. RefSeq lists its product as uncharacterized. The record is from RefSeq and is a predicted model, not a curated record. The transcript has 9 exons. Lineage: Eukaryota; Fungi; Basidiomycota; Agaricomycetes; Gloeophyllales; Gloeophyllaceae. The coding region runs from base 1 to 2643 and encodes 880 amino acids.